CCUAAACGUCGCCGUUUACAGAUUUCUCCAGAAUGUCAUUUCACUCCAUAUUGUAACACGACGCACUUUCAAGCAGAAUCGCUCUCUCUCUCUCUCUUCUAGCUGAAAAUGGCGAACUCAAGAACUGUUCUGAUCCUGUGCGGUGACUACAUGGAAGACUAUGAGGUGAUGGUCCCGUGCCAGGCGUUGCAAGCUUUCGGAGUCUCAGUCCAUACCGUCUGCCCCGGCAAAAAGGCUGGUGACUCUUGCCCCACCGCUGUUCACGACUUCUGUGGCCACCAGACCUAUUCCGAGUCGCGAGGUCACAAUUUCACUCUCAAUGCAACCUUUGACGAAGUUGACAUCACCAAGUACGAUGGAUUGGUUAUACCAGGAGGACGUGCUCCUGAAUACCUCUCCAUGAACGCAUCUGUUGUUGAGCUGGUUAAACAUUUCUCAACCUCCGGAAAGCCCAUUGCCUCUAUUUGCCACGGCCAGUUGAUACUAGCAGCUGCUGACGCGAUUAACGGUCGAACCUGCACAGGUUAUGCAACUGUUGGACCUGCUCUUAUAGCUGCAGGGGCAAAGUGGGUGGAACCAACAACACCUGAUGUCUGUGUCGUUGAUGGUAGUUUGAUUACUGCAGCUACUUAUGAGGGGCAUCCUGAGUUUAUCCAGCUCUUUCUCAAGGCCCUUGGCGGUAAAGUAACUGGAGCAAAUAAAAGAAUCUUGUUUCUUUGUGGGGAUUAUAUGGAGGACUAUGAAGUCAAAGUCCCGUUUCAGUCUCUUCAAGCUUUGGGGUGUCAAGUUGAUUCGGUUUGUCCGGAGAAAAAGGCUGGUGAUCGUUGCCCAACUGCAAUCCAUGACUUUGAGGGUGACCAGACUUACAGUGAAAAGCCAGGGCAUACUUUUGCUUUAACUGCUACUUUUGAUGGACUAGAUUCCUCCGGUUAUGAUGCUCUGGUCAUUCCAGGAGGCAGAGCUCCAGAAUAUCUAGGCUUGAACCAACAAGUUCUUAACCUGGUUAAAGAGUUUAUGAGUUCUGGGAAACCAGUUGCAUCUAUCUGCCACGGACAACAGAUCUUAGCUGCUGCCGGUGUCCUCAAGGGAAGAAAAUGCACUGCUUAUCCAGCAGUGAAACUGAAUGUGGUACUUGGAGGAGGAACUUGGUUAGAACCUGAUCCAAUCCACCGAUGCUUCACCGACGGGAAUCUGGUUACUGGCGCAGCAUGGCCAGGACACCCAGAGUUUGUGUCACAGCUUAUGGUUUUGUUGGGCGUUCAGGUUUCACUCUAGUUAUGUAAACCGUCCCUUUCAUGCGGAGUCAACUUGUCUGCUAUGUAGUAAUAUGUGUAAAACUUGUGGCUCAUGUCAUUAGCAGUCUGUCAUGUUGAGGUUUGUGUCUUUGAUGUUUGUCUAAACUGAAAACUUUGUUUGAAUUGGCAAUAAAAAGUUUCUGAGAA
This is a messenger RNA of Raphanus sativus (radish), 1442 nucleotides long. Its product is annotated as protein DJ-1 homolog D. Lineage: Eukaryota; Viridiplantae; Streptophyta; Magnoliopsida; Brassicales; Brassicaceae. The transcript has 5 exons. Bases 109 to 1275 code for a protein of 388 amino acids. The record is from RefSeq and is a predicted model, not a curated record.